Molecule: messenger RNA, 1521 nt
Organism: Papaver somniferum (opium poppy)
Lineage: Eukaryota; Viridiplantae; Streptophyta; Magnoliopsida; Ranunculales; Papaveraceae
Product: rhodanese-like domain-containing protein 6
Exons: 9
Coding region: 514-1035 (173 amino acids)
Source: RefSeq, a predicted model, not a curated record
UACACGAGGAGUAGCCAGCGAAUAUUGUCUUUAGUACAGCGUAUAUCAUACUGCCUCUAUUAUUCUGCGACAAUUUGCUACUGCAUCAGAAAUCAACCAUUGGUUCGAGCUAAGUAUUUUUCAAAGUAUUUUUUCAAUUGUUGUCAAUAUUUCCAACAAAACUUUCACGCCAUUGAAACACUCUUCUGCCAUUGAAGCAAGUUAGGUGAACCGGCAGCUGCCGAGGACGGAUUCGAGAAAGGUCAAUGCUAUCUUUGGAUUGAUUGUGCAGGAGUAUAAGGUCAACUGAAGCUAGUAGCCACCCGGGGUAUAUCAAUCCCUGGUAAGUUCAUUUGGUUAUGCUUGGAGCCCAUUUUUGCUGAAAUUUGUUGAUAUUAACCUUUGGAUUCACUUUCUUGCGAGGUAUUACACUUACUGAUCUUUUUGCUGCCGGAUUAUGCCGUUGACGACCUUUCUCUGUCUAAAGGUCCAAUCAAUCUAAGUGGUUAUGAAGCUGCAGUUAGGAAUGGUGAAAUGAAGCUGUGUGUGCUUGCUGUUAGUAAGGAAUUAGUUACGUUUAGCUCGCAACCUCUUUUGGAGUCACCAGCAAUAUCAAAUGCUGGGAGGCAUUUGUCAGCAGCUGAGUUUCAUUCGGUUCUUCAUGGUGCCGGAAAUAAUUUGGAGAGUGAGGGUCAAUCUGGGGGUAAACCAGUUAUUUUGUUAGAUGCAAGGAAUGUAUAUGAAACAAGAAUUGGAAAGUUUGAAACCUCCAAUGUAGAAACUCUUGAUCCAGAAAUUAGGAAAUAUAGUGAUCUACCUUCUUGGAUCAAUAGUCAUGCAGAGCAGUUGCAAGGCAAAUCCGUUCUCAUGUAUUGCACUGGUGGAAUAAGAUGCGAGAUGGCAUCAACCUAUAUUAGAUCCAAAGGUCAUGGUUUCGAAAACGUCUUACAGGUUGGAAUUGCAGGUGCAGUUGGAUACAAAGAAGCUAGUGGUGCUGGUCAAGAUGAAGUUGCAGCUGCAGGUGGACUGGUUGGCGUGGGAUGCAGUAGUGUUUGAAAUGCAGUUAGGAGAUUAAGAUUGAAAGUCAUGAGCAGAUGGUGUUUGAGACUGUGGUGCUCAGAAGAUGAUUACAUGUGGUGAACAGAAUGAAUGGAAACUUUGUCCAGUGGAGCUAGUUAAGGUACGCGAGAACCAUCCUCAGGGAGUUAGAUUUAAAGAUACUAAGGAUGCUCACAAGUGUAUAGAGCUAAUGAAUGUAAGAUGGUAAGUACUGCUACACUUUUGUGUCCAAAAUUCUUUUUAUCAUCAUAGUUGUUAGAGUUCGGCACUAAACUAAGUUAGUCUUAUUGAAAUCAAGAGUAACUCAUAUGUAUACCAUGCAUGUGUAGAUGAACAUAUAGUUGUUUUCUUCUCUUCUUUUGUAAUUUUCUUAAAUGUUGAACAUAUCAAUGUCAAUAUAAGCAAUACUGCAUAUGAGUAUUUGCAGAAUAUGAUUGUAUGGAUUGAAUCUCUGGGUCAUGGGUAGUUGCAGUAUAAAAUAGA